UGCUUUCUUUUUUGUCCAGCUUUUUAUAUUCUACUCCACUUCCUUUCGCUCUUCCUUUCGCUCUUCCUUUCUUAUUGCUUGCCUGUCAAACCUCGCUUCCAAAAAAAGGAAAAAAAGAAAAAAAAAAGAAAUAGAACUGUACCCAACGUCUGCUAUGAGUGAACACGACAGCACACUCAGAGUAACUAUUGUCGGAGCAGGGCUCGGAGGCCUAAUGCUCGGUGUCUUGCUAGAAAAAAUCGGUAUCGAAUACGAUAUCUUUGAGCGUUCGAAUUCUCUGAAGCCAUAUGGCGCUGGAAUGUCUCUGGGAGCCAACAUACUUCCAGUGUUCGAACAAUUAGAAUUGUUUGAUGAAUUGCGCAAGAUUUCAUAUCCUGGUACAGGCAUGGAUAUCUUCAAGGAAGACAUGACCCGGAUCAGCAGAAUGAACAUUGGAGGACACUUGGACAGCAUUGGUUAUAAUACACAGUUCUUCAGCCGCCCACAGGUCCAUAAUCUCCUGUUAUCGAGGAUACCACCAGAGAGGGUCCAUUAUGGUAAAAAGGUACUAUCGGUCGGUCAAAGUCAGCAUGGGACAAUCGUUCGCUUUGCGGAUGGUACUACUCAUGAGUCCGAUAUUGUUAUUGGAGCCGAUGGAGCCUACAGUGCUGUGAGACAGAGUCUAUAUGAACGUCUACAGAAGGAACGGCUAUUGCCCAAGAGCGAUACAGAGUCAUUAGAGGUGGGUUAUACCUGCUUGGUAGGGACGACUGUACCCUUGGACCCGGAGAAGUAUCCAGUUCUCAAGGAUGACUUUGCACAUUUUUCGGUUGUCAUCGCUGAUCAAAAACCAUAUUCAUGGACUAUCAUAUCUGUUCCGGGGAAUCGAAUCUGCUAUGGAAUUAGUAUUCAAUUAACAGCUGAGCAGAAAGAAACAGCAUUCCGUAACUCGGAAUGGAGACCAGAGUCAAUCGAUGCCACGAUCGCACCGUUCGCUCAUCACUUGACGCCUUUUGGGGGCACGAUGGGCGACCUCAUCGAAGCUACUCCCAGAGAUUUGAUCUCGAAUGUGUAUCUUGAAGAAAAACUGUUUGAGACAUGGAACCAUGGACGCAUUGCUUUGAUUGGCGACGCUUGCCAUAAGAUGCUUCCAAGUGCAGGACAAGGUGCAAUCAAUGCGAUGCAGGACGCUGUGGUAGUUGCCAACUGCAUUUAUGAACUCGGAUCCAGUACGUCACAGGAGGACAUCGAGGCGGCUCUCCAAGACUACAAAGACCAGCGCUUUGUGCAUGCGAAGGAGCAGGUCCGCAACUCGAAUGUAUCGGGAAGGUUGCUCUAUGGUCAGACAUGGUUCUCGAAGCUGGUCCGUACAGUCAUCAUGUACUUUUUGCCGAAGGAAUUUCAGAAGAGUACCUUGACGAGUUCAGCAGCAUAUCGACCACAGGUAGCAUUCCUGCCUCCUGCACCCAAGAGAGGGACCCUAGAUAUCAUCCCUCAGAAGCCUUCAAAAAGGUUUCAAGAAGAGCAGCAAAAGUUGAAGGUCCAGAAAAAAGAAGAAGAAGAAGAAGAAGAAGAAGCCGGUCAGAAUGAACGAGCAGCACAUAUUGUUUAGAUGUGUAGUUAUAUAGACGUAUAAGCUUGUAGAAAGGGUCAAGACGAAGAACAUAUUGUCAAUUGUGAUUAGAAUUAAAAAUAUGUAUUAAAU
Messenger RNA from Lobosporangium transversale, 1684 nucleotides. RefSeq lists its product as hypothetical. Gene Ontology annotation, molecular function: FAD binding. Bases 155 to 1591 code for a protein of 478 amino acids. NCBI's taxonomy places the organism in Eukaryota, Fungi, Mortierellomycota, Mortierellomycetes, Mortierellales, Mortierellaceae. The record is from RefSeq and is a predicted model, not a curated record. The transcript is spliced from 6 exons.